AUGGAGGAAGAGAAAUUAGAGGCAGAUGUUGUGAUCUACAACACAGUCAUUGAUGGUCUCUGCAAAUACAGGCAUCCGGAUGAUGCACUCGACUUAUUCAAUGAGAUGGAGAACAAAGGUAUUAGACCUGACGUUGUUACCUACAACUCCCUCAUAAGCUGCCUUUGUAAUUACGGAAGAUGGGAAGAUGCUGCGACUAAGGGUAGAGGAUGGCAUGGAACUCUUCGUGAGAUGUCUCAAAGAGGAUUGGUUGGCAACACAGUCACUUACAACACUCUUAUCCAAGGGUUUUUCCAAGCUGGAGAUUGUGAGAGUGCCCAACAAGUUUUCAACAGAUGGUUUCUUGGUGUGCCUCCUGAUAUUUGGACAUACAACAUUUUGUUAGAUGGGCUUUGUAAAAACGGGAAGCUAGAGAAAGCAUUGGUCAUAUUCCAGGAUAUGCAAAAGAGUGAAAUGGAACUGAUAUUCACUAUAAUAUUAUCAUUGAAGGGUUGUGCAAGGCUGUAA
Microthlaspi erraticum is the source of this 507-nucleotide messenger RNA. NCBI's taxonomy places the organism in Eukaryota, Viridiplantae, Streptophyta, Magnoliopsida, Brassicales, Brassicaceae. The record is from the annotation of a GenBank genome assembly.